CAUCGUAACCUUUAUUAAUUUUCCGCAUCAUCGUCAUCAUCAUUAUCGUCGUCCGUCCACCUUCGCCUUUUCGCCGCUCUGUCACAGAUAGAGAUACAUACAUACAUACAUACAUACAGACAUACAUACAAAGAAAGCGAAAACACUUUGCAUCUGCCAUUACUGCCACUGCAAAUCUGCUAUCGAUAUUACUACUUUCGAUUUCUAUAAAAUUACACAAUCAACCUUGUCUUCUUUCCAUUUCCGUUUCUUCUUUCUUCUCUACUUCUUCCGCCUGCUGUCUUCUCACUUCUUCAAAUUACAAUUGAACUCUCUGAUCCGACGGCUUCGAUCUCCCUCAGUCGCACUGCUGGGGAUCCAUUGCCCCAACACACGUAGCUUGCAGGUUGUCUCUUAAUUACAUGCCAUGAUGGAGCCGAAUGGCCAUAGGAGGCUGAGGCGAAAGGAUUAUAAUGUCAAUCAAAAUGGUGGUGUCCACCAAUCAAGUAUUGAUGACGAAUUUGAUCCAUGGACUGCAUGGGCAUAUAAACCUCAUACCAUUUCAUUGUUACUAAUUGGUGCUUGUUUUCUCAUUUGGGCAAGUGGUGCGCUUGACCCAGAAAGCGGUGCUUCAGGUGAUAUUAUAACAUCGGUAAAAAGGGGUGUACUGGCAAUGGUUGCUGUCUUUCUUGCAUAUUGUUUGCUGCAGGCUCCAUCAACGAUCCUUAUUAGGCCUCAUCCUGCACUUUGGCGGUUGGUUCAUGGGAUGGCUGUUGCUUACCUUGUAUCCCUCACAUUUUUGCUUUUCCAAAAGCGUGAUAAUGCUCGACAAUUUAUGAAGUUUCUACAUCCUGAUCUUGGUGUUGAGCUCCCAGAAAGGUCAUAUGGUGCUGAUUGCCGGAUUUAUGUGCCUGAAAGUCCUACAAACAGGUUUAAGAAUGUUUAUGACACACUUUUUGAUGAAUUUGUUUUAGCUCAUAUCUUUGGGUGGUGGGGUAAGGCUAUACUAAUUCGUAAUCAACCCCUUCUGUGGGUGCUAUCAAUUGGAUUUGAGCUGUUGGAGUUCACCUUUCGGCACAUGUUACCCAACUUUAAUGAAUGCUGGUGGGACAGUAUAAUUCUUGAUAUUCUGGUUUGCAAUUGGUUUGGUAUCUGGGCGGGCAUGCAUACUGUCAGGUAUUUUGAUGGGAAAACGUAUGAGUGGGUUGGAAUAAGCCGCCAGCCCAAUAUUAUAGGCAAAGUCAAACGAACAUUGGGACAAUUUACACCUGCACAAUGGGAUAAAGACGAGUGGCAACCCUUGCUUGGUCCAUGGCGUUUCCUUCAAGUUAUAAGUCUUUGCAUUGUUUUCAUGACAGUCGAGCUGAACACAUUUUUCCUCAAGUUCUCUCUGUGGAUUCCUCCUCGAAACCCUUUAAUCAUAUAUAGGUUGAUAUUGUGGUGGUUGAUUGCAAUUCCCACAACUCGCGAGUACAACUCAUACCUCCAAGACAGAAAACCAGUGAAAAAGGUCGGAGCAUUUUGCUGGCUGUCCCUUGCUAUAUGCAUUAUUGAACUACUCAUUUGCAUCAAGUUUGGACAUGGUCUCUAUCCUAACCCAAUGCCAAUGUGGCUGCUGAUUUUUUGGAUAACCAUAGCGAUGGUCCUUGUGAUAUUCCUGGCAGUGUGGUCUUGGCAGCUGCAUAGGAAUUUGAUGAGAAAGAGACGAUAAUUUUGCAGUGUGGUACUCUAAUUCUUUUAUUCCUUUCUACUUUUACUGAGGCGUCCAUCAAUUUUGUAAAUACCUGUUACUUAAUGGAAUUGUAAAUGCUUAUUCGUUUAGAUCAGUGGAUCCAGUUCAUUUAGAGUGGUUAUUAGAAGGAAAAAUUAUCCCAAUAUUUAUGAUAAUGGGCUGUUUUGAGUCUA
This is a messenger RNA of Tripterygium wilfordii, 1884 nucleotides long. RefSeq names its product CDP-diacylglycerol--serine O-phosphatidyltransferase 1-like. The record is from RefSeq and is a predicted model, not a curated record. The transcript has 13 exons. Gene Ontology annotation, molecular function: L-serine-phosphatidylethanolamine phosphatidyltransferase activity. Bases 407 to 1690 code for a protein of 427 amino acids. NCBI's taxonomy places the organism in Eukaryota, Viridiplantae, Streptophyta, Magnoliopsida, Celastrales, Celastraceae. Gene Ontology annotation, biological process: phosphatidylserine biosynthetic process.